AUGGCCAUUUAUUUCUGCUGUAUCCUUACUUUGCAGGAGGAAAUGUCGUUAUACAGCGAUAAGAGGAAAGCUCUUGCAGACAGCCAGGCUGCAUUCCAAUCCCGACGAGGCAACUUCAACCGAUUCAUUUUGGACAAUUUAAAUAAACAAUGGAGGCAACGGCGUGCCAUUAAGGAGAGCAGAAUUAUGCAGGAGCAGGGCAUGAGAGAACUGCAGUUUAUUGGUCAACAAACAGAGGAAGCCUUGAAACGACGAGACCAACUGCAAAGGAAACUGACAACGCUUCGGCAUUAUGAAAGUUUGUUGAGGGAUGCACUUGAUUUGCUACCCAAAGACUAUUUUAGAGCAAAUACCAAUGGGCCAGACAGUCUCAUCCUUCGAUUCACUAUGUUGCAACGUAUGCAGAAAUUACUACUGUCCGAGCUUUACCAGAAGCAAGAGUCUGUGCAGAAGGAAUUUUCGGAAUUGAAUCAGUCACGAAUGGAGCAGGUAGAAGAUCUACUAACGAAGAUAGGUUCGAUGCAGCUUCUGGGAAACGAAUGGAACCAGGAGCUGGAGAACCGGCAGAAAUGCGAAGAGCAAUACGAGAGAGACAGAGAUCGAGUUGCGGAAGAGUGUGUCAGAUUUGUAACCAUUGUCCGCGCAUUACGGAACAUCGCUGAAAAAGCUGCAAGUGGACUCUAUAGUCUGCACACUCAACAAGUUUCAAACCAGCAUAAAGUUCCUUUGCAGAUCAACUUCAGGGUCAUACUGCGCUUUUUGAACGUCGUUACAGCCAUUCGCGAAGAAAUCGCCCCGGCCACCAAGAAACAGCGUCCGCUGGUGGAAACGAAGAGGAAUGAUACACCCAUCUCUCUGAUGGUCAGCCGCAAGACGACUCUAUCCGACACAACGACACGUGACAACAAGCCUUCAAAUGUAGGAAACUGGAGAAUUCUGCCGCUUUUCAGUAGCCACAAGAAGGGAAUUGAUGACACCGAUGGCGAAUAGCCUGAGAACGAACGAAAGGAGACUAAUCCAGCUUACCUUUCUGCUCCCAUCACUAGGGUGUUUCAUACCAUGUGAUUUCAUCAAUGUAUAUCGCGAUGACCACCUAAAUAAUACAAAUCACACGCCAUCAAAAGCUAAUUAAAAUGGACAGUUCUGUGUCAACGGCAAAUCCCUUUCCGUAUCUGCAAUGGGGGUUAUGUCCAAAUUAAUUUUGGAUUGGUUGGAUCACGCGCGCCUUUUCAUAAGUAGGAACCGCCAGGCAAUAGCUGCCUGCAGAUACGUCAUAAACAAUUUCAAAUAAAGGUUCCA
Messenger RNA from Dicrocoelium dendriticum, 1299 nucleotides. NCBI's taxonomy places the organism in Eukaryota, Metazoa, Platyhelminthes, Trematoda, Plagiorchiida, Dicrocoeliidae. The record is from the annotation of a GenBank genome assembly.